Micromonas commoda is the source of this 2338-nucleotide messenger RNA. RefSeq names its product H+-translocating pyrophosphatase family. Gene Ontology annotation, cellular component: membrane. The transcript is spliced from 2 exons. Lineage: Eukaryota; Viridiplantae; Chlorophyta; Mamiellophyceae; Mamiellales; Mamiellaceae. Gene Ontology annotation, biological process: proton transmembrane transport. The record is from RefSeq and is a predicted model, not a curated record. Gene Ontology annotation, molecular function: inorganic diphosphate phosphatase activity; diphosphate hydrolysis-driven proton transmembrane transporter activity. Bases 1 to 2202 code for a protein of 733 amino acids.
AUGGCUUGCUUCGCGUCCCUGGCGUUCGCGGCGUACCUCGCCAAGUGGGUCCUGAGCAAGGACGAGGGCACGGCCGACAUGCAGGAGGUGAGCGACGCCAUCCGCGAGGGCGCCGACGGUUUCUUCGCCACCCAGUACAACCUCAUCGGCAAGCUCGCGGGCGUCCUCGCGAUCGUCAUCUACCUCAUCUACAGCGCGAGGGCGCUCACCAAGGAACAGGUGGACGCCGGCAUCGGCCAACAGACCUUCGCGAUACUCACCACCUUCUCGUUCUGCACCGGCGCACUCGCGUCCGCCGCGUCCGGGUACGUCGGCAUGUGGGUCAGCGUUCGAGCCAACGUGAGAGUCGCGGGCGCCGCCAGGCGAAGCGCGAGGGAAGCGCUCGUUGUCGCGACGCGAGCGGGCGGCUUCGCCGCCAUCGUCGUCGUCGCCAUGACCGUCCUCGGCGUGUCCGUGCUGUUCACGUUCUACUCGUUCCUGUUCGGGGUGGGCCGUGCGGGCGGGACGUCGAUCAACGAGAUGCCGCUCAUGCUCGUCGGGUACGGCUUUGGAGCUUCGUUCGUCGCGCUCUUCGCGCAGCUCGGCGGGGGAAUAUACACCAAGGCGGCGGACGUGGGGGCGGAUUUGGUGGGUAAGGUGGAGGCUGGCAUUCCCGAGGACGACCCGAGGAACCCCGCGGUGGUGGCGGAUCUCGUGGGCGAUAACGUGGGAGAUUGCAGCGCGAGAGGCGCGGAUCUGUUCGAGUCAAUCGCCGCCGAGGUCAUCAGCGCGAUGAUCCUCGGCGCGACGAUGGCGAAGAAGGCUAACAUUCCCGACUCGACCGGAUUCAUCAUGUUCCCGCUGGUGGUUCACGCGCUCGACUGCCUGGUGUCCGCCGCGGGCAUCAUGUCAGUGGGCGAGAGGCCGUCUCUCAAUCCCAACGGAGGCCGGAAGGAGGACCCUUACGAGGUGCUCAAGGGCGGCUACGCCGUCGCCAUGGGCCUCUCCGUCGUCGGCUUCGGCAUCGCCACGCGCGUCAUGCUGUACGUCGACGACGCCCCGUCCGCCUGGUUCCACUUCUUCGGGUGCGGCAUGAUCGGAACCGCGUCCGCGUACGCGUUUGUGUUCAUCGCGCAAUACUACACCGACUACAAGUAUCCGCCGGUGCGGGUCAUCGCCGAGGCGUCCACCACCGGCCACGGCACCAACAUCAUCGCGGGCGUCGGCGUCGGCAUGGAGUCCACCGCCGCACCGGUGCUCUGCAUCUCCGCCGCGAUUAUCUCCGCGUACUGGUUCGGGCAGACCAGCGGCUUGACGGACAAGUCCACCGGCGAGCCCACCGGAGGUUUAUUCGGCACCGCGGUGGCGACGAUGGGAAUGCUCUCCACCGCCGCGUACGUGCUCACCAUGGACGUCUUCGGGCCCAUCGCCGACAACGCGGGCGGCAUCGUCGAGAUGUCGGACCAGCCCGAGAGCGUCCGCGAGUGCACCGACGCCCUCGACGCCGUCGGCAACACCACCAAGGCGACCACCAAGGGAUACGCCAUCGGAUCCGCCGCGCUCGCGUCUUUCCUCCUGUUCAGCGCGUACAUGGACGAGGUGGAGGCGUUCACCGGCAAGCCCUUCAAGCAGGUGGACAUCGCCGUCCCCGAGGUGUUCGUCGCCGGACUCUUGGGCAGCAUGAUCGUCUACCUCUUCACCGCCUUCGCGUGCACCGCCGUCGGACGCUCGGCGCAGGAGGUUGUCACCGAGGUUCGAAGGCAGUUCGCGGAGCGGCCGGGGAUCAUGAGCCGCGAGGAGAAGCCCGACUACGGCCGGUGCGUGUCCAUCGUCGCGCAAUCGGCGCUGAGGGAGAUGAUCAAACCCGGCGUGUUGGCCGUGGGCGGUCCCGUCGCCGUGGGUGUUGUGUUUCGUUUAAUCGGGAGAGCCACCGGUCAGGAGCUGCUCGGCGCGCGAGCCGUGGCGGGGAUGCUCAUGUUCGCCACGGUGGCGGGAAUCCUCAUGGCGCUGUUCCUGAACACCGCGGGGGGCGCGUGGGAUAACGCGAAAAAGUACGUGGAGACGGGCGCGCACGGGGGUAAGAACAGCGAGGCUCACAAGGCUGCCGUCACGGGCGACACGGUUGGCGAUCCCUUCAAGGACACCGCGGGCCCUUCCAUCCACGUCCUCAUCAAGAUGCUCGCGACCAUCACCCUGGUCAUGGCGCCGAUGUUCCUGGACUGAUGAGAUGAGGAUGCGAUAAUAAUAUGCCCAUCUAAUACGGGGCGACGCUCGCCCCAGCCGCUUUCACAGACGACCUGCUUCUCUGUUCAGAGCGUUGAGAUGUAAAAAGACAAAAAAAUUGCCAGGUGGCUGAAUG